AUGGCAAUGAAAAUUUUGUAUGAUAGGGAUUUAAAUCCAAAGCAUAUUGACUAUUUCAUUAUCAAGUACACAUCACAUUCAAAUUUGAGUAAUAAUAACAAGAGGAAAGAAGAAGAAGUAGAAGAAGAAGAAGAAGGUAGAGACAGUCUUUGUUAUGCAUUUACCACGGUAAACAAUAACAAUAGCAACAGUAAUAGCAAUAGCAAUCAUAAUGGUAUCAAUAUAGAUUCAACUUUGGUGGCAUCUUCACUUUCAUUCGGACACGAUUUGAAUGCAGCAGCUAUUCACAAUAACAACAACAACAACAACAACCAUAGUACAAAUGGAAUCAAUGGAUAUAGUACUCAUUUAAUAAAUACAAACAAUAUAAAUGGAUUGAAUAGUAGAUGCUAUCCAACAAUCGGUAGCGCUAGUAGUGGUAUAAAUAUUGGUGGAAAUAAUAACAACAACAAUAGUAGUAGUAUAAGCAACAGUUGUAAUAGUCCUCAUAUAUUUAAUCAAAAACAACAAACUAUACAGCAACAACACUCACCUAAAAGUCAGAGAAUCAACCCUCCCAUUGUAAAUAACGAAAUAGAUUCACAACAACAACAACAACUUAAUAAUAAUAAUUUUAAUCAAUCAAGUAUAUAUAAUUGUAAUAGUAGUAGCAGCAGCAAUAAUAAUAGUAAUAACAAUAAUAAUAAUAGUAAUUUAUAUUCAGCUUACGAUAUUGGACUAAUACCUGCAUUGAUUGUGAGUAAUAAUAAUAAUAAUAAUAACAAUAAUAAUGGUAUGAAUAAGAGUGGAGGAAGCAGUGAAACUACGCCAGUGUCUUCUGUAGACGAUACAAUAUGCAGCAACAACAACAAUAAUAAUAGUAGUAGUGGCACAGGCAGCGUUAACAAUAAUAAUAAUAGUUGUAAUUUAAUGAAUAAUAAUAAUAAUAAUAGAGCGAAUUAUAAUAAUAAUAAUAAUAAUAAUGGUAUACCUACUACAUCUUCAAAUGUGGUAUCAUCGCCCGUUGUCAAAGUAGUGGAGACCACAACCAUUUCCACCUCUUUUACACAGCCACAACAACUAUCUCAACAACAACCUCAACCUCUGCAACAACAACAGCAAUCACUACAUCCACUACAACAGCAGCAACAACAACAACAGAUACUACAACAACAACUGCAACAACUCCAACAACAUUUACCGCCACACCAAUCAACUUCGCCAAUUUCACAACCAAUAUUGCCCGAUCUUCCCGAUAUGAUCUCGCUGCAUCCUGUCAUUAUUAAUUAUCUCUAUAUAUCUGCAUCUCAGAUCCACAAGAAUCUAGGUGUUUUAUGUGAUUUUAUGGAGCAAUCUAGUGAUGGAACAAGAAUUGGAACUAUUGGUAUCGGUAAUCAACAACAGCAACAACAGCAGCAACAGCAGCAACAGCAGCAUUUCACUACUGCACAGCAAAGACUACCUAUUUAUCCAUCGUCUAAAUUCGAUAAUUUACCACCACCACAACUACCACACCAACCUCAACUGCAACCACAACUUCAACCACUUCAACAACAGCAAUUACAACAACCUGGUUUACAAUCGAAAAUAACACAGAUGCAACAACAACAGAUGAUUCAACAGUAUCUUCAACAACAACAACAACAACAAACUAUACAGCAACAACAACAUCAACAGAUUUCACACCAUUUGCAACAGCAGCAACAACAACAACAAUUCCAACAAGGUGUAUCAUCUCCUCAGUCGUCUCAACAAAUGUUGUCACAGCUCAAUAUUUCAGUAUCGUCGCCGUCUUCCGCUCCCCAAAAUCUUUCACCUUCACACUCACCGCAGCAAACAACACUGCAGUCACAGAAACAAUACUCACCACAAUCUGUCUCGUCACAGGCAGCAACGCUACCUGUACAACAACAACAACAACAACAACAACAACCACCAACCAUACAGCAAACCAUAGCAACGACAUCGCUUCAACAGAUGCAACCACUGGCACUCACAACACCGGUGUCGGCUGACCACUCACUUUUCUACCAACAACAAAACCACAUUUCACAGCUUCAACAGACACUGCAACACAUUCAACAGGUUCAAAAGCAACAGGCAGUUCAAAUACAAAAGAAUCAACAGCUACAAGCGCAGUUCCAACAGAGUCAACUUCAACAACAGCCGACAACAAAGAAGAAGAAACCAUCCAACAAUUCGCAGUCGGUGCUACUGGCAUUGAGCCUGCCAGAGAUCAGAAAUGCACCGGUUGACUUUAACAACUCACAACUCGCUGACUUUAAACUUCUCAAUCUGCUUGGUUGCGGAUCGUUUGCAAAAGUGCGACUUUGUCAGCACAUGCCCACCAAACGUUUGUUUUGCAUGAAGAUACUCAACCAGAACAAAAUCAUUCGACUCAGACAAGAAGCUCAUGUAUGUAGUGAGAAGGAAGUACUCUUGGCAAUCGAUCAUCGAUUCAUUGUAAAACUGAAUAUGUUCCCGGUGGUGAGUUGUUUGAUCAUAUUCGAUCGUGCCGAAGCUUGUCUCUGA
Messenger RNA from Heterostelium album PN500, 2511 nucleotides. Its product is annotated as bromodomain-containing protein. Bases 1 to 2511 code for a protein of 836 amino acids. The record is from RefSeq and is a predicted model, not a curated record. The transcript is spliced from 6 exons. Gene Ontology annotation, molecular function: ATP binding; protein kinase activity. NCBI's taxonomy places the organism in Eukaryota, Evosea, Eumycetozoa, Acytosteliales, Acytosteliaceae. Gene Ontology annotation, biological process: protein phosphorylation.